CGUCACGGGAUCGCGCUCGUGCGGAGACGAAGGACCCCUGAGCGACUGGCGCAGUGCCUGUGUGAUUUCGGGGGUGGAGGAGACGCAAAGCCGGUGUGUAACAGCUACAGCGCCAUGUCGUCGUUCACCGGGGAUCCCAACUUCUGCCCCGAGUGCGGGAACGUACUGCCUCUGCCAGGGAGGCAAGACACCGUCACCUGCCCUCGCUGCGGCUACUGCAUCCCCGUAGUAGAAAUCGCAGCUCAGGAAAUCAAGGCUACGGUCGUCUUUAACCAACUGGAGCAGUCCUCAAUAGCUAUGCAGGACGAAGGAGACUCAGACCUCAAGGGACCUGUGAUUGACAGGCGGUGCUCUCGCUGCAACAAAGAAGGGAUGGUUUACCACACCAGGCAGAUGAGAUCUGCAGAUGAGGGACAAACGGUUUUUUUCACAUGUGUACACUGCAGGUAUCAAGAGAAAGAGGACUCAUAAGAAAACAGACGAGCAGAAAACAGUCCGUGGAGCUCAGUGUAUUCAUUCAGCAUGACAUGACAUUGCCUGACAUGACAUUACUAAGCUAUUUGACAUCCUCAGUUUCUUAUUCUGUUUUGUGGCUGUGAUGGUGCAGGUAAUUUGCUAGGUUUUAUAUAGAUGUUUUUUACAUAAUGCUGUCAUAACAUGUAAAUAAAGAUGCCAUAAUAAAGAGA
Lampris incognitus (smalleye Pacific opah) is the source of this 686-nucleotide messenger RNA. It is a transcript of the gene polr1h, whose product is annotated as RNA polymerase I subunit H. The record is from RefSeq and is a predicted model, not a curated record. NCBI's taxonomy places the organism in Eukaryota, Metazoa, Chordata, Actinopteri, Lampriformes, Lampridae. Gene Ontology annotation, biological process: termination of RNA polymerase I transcription; DNA-templated transcription. The transcript is spliced from 5 exons. Gene Ontology annotation, molecular function: zinc ion binding; nucleic acid binding; DNA-directed RNA polymerase activity. Gene Ontology annotation, cellular component: RNA polymerase I complex. The coding region runs from base 115 to 471 and encodes 118 amino acids.